CCAGUAUCUACACGCUGGUCCUGAUGUCAAUUGAUCGAUUUUUCAGUCGUACAUCCGAUUCGAUCGCGUAUGCUGCGCACAGAGAAAAUUACGAAAAUCUGCAUUUGCACCAUAUGGGGUGUUAUUCUGGCGAUAUCGGUACCCGUGGCCGCAACGCAUGGAGUUGUGCGCAUCGAGGGAUCAAACUACAGCCUGGAAAUGUGUCAGUUUAUGCAAAACAAUUUCCUAUCACUGUCCGUCUAUCAGAUGAUAUUCUUUGCCAGCUCGUAUCUGCUGCCGCUAAUGGUCAUUAGCGGUCUCUACAUGAGGAUGAUUACAAGUCUAUGGCGACAUGGUACCUCGGUUCGAAUGUCCAUGGAAUCACAGCGCGGACGGAAACGUGUAACACGUCUGGUUGUUGUUGUUGUGAUAGCAUUUGCCUCAUUAUGGCUACCCGUACAGUUAAUUUUACUCUUAAAGGCGCUGGACAUCUAUCAAACGACAACCAAGCUGACGGUGAUAUUGCAAAUCAUCGCUCAAACCUUGGCCUAUACCAGUUCCUGCAUCAAUCCCGUGCUCUAUGCCUUUUUGUCGGAUAAUUUUCGCAAAGCAUUUCACAAGGCCAUCAAUUGUACAAAACGUUUCCAGGACUACACAUCAGAUUUGCCACCCGCCAGGAAAACGUCAUAUGCGCGUACAUCGACGACAGGCGUCUAAAGAAGGAGUGUAAUUACUUAGAUGGUCACUUUUCUAAAUGCGGCUUGUGACAUCAUAAAUACAUAUGUAUAGUUGUGUGUUGGAGUGCUUACAUCUUUAAGAGAAUAUGUGUGUGUUUAUGUGUGAAUGUAUUGAAGUAUUGUAGUCGUAAAAUCCAAACCAAAAAAAAUUGUUAAAUUGUCUUUAUUGUUUCAAGAUGCCAAGCAUUUGUUAUUAUCUUUUUUGAACGUUUUUCUUUUUCUUUUUUAGAUUAUAAGAAUCUUAUAAGAAAUAGUUUGUUGCAUAAGCUUACUUAAAUCACCAGGAAAAAAAUAACUAAAAGUUAAUUGUUUAUAUUUAAGAUUAUGUAUUUAGUGAGAGAUAUAAGGAAAUUUGUGGAGUAUAAGAAUAAAUUUAAAAAUAUAUUUCAAUAAAUAUAAAU
Musca domestica (house fly) is the source of this 1117-nucleotide messenger RNA. It is a transcript of the gene AstA-R2, whose product is annotated as allatostatin-A receptor. Gene Ontology annotation, biological process: G protein-coupled receptor signaling pathway. NCBI's taxonomy places the organism in Eukaryota, Metazoa, Arthropoda, Insecta, Diptera, Muscidae. The transcript is spliced from 4 exons. Gene Ontology annotation, cellular component: membrane. Bases 70 to 696 code for a protein of 208 amino acids. The record is from RefSeq and is a predicted model, not a curated record. Gene Ontology annotation, molecular function: G protein-coupled receptor activity.